This is a messenger RNA of Osmia bicornis bicornis, 4101 nucleotides long. Its product is annotated as beta-1,4-N-acetylgalactosaminyltransferase bre-4-like. The record is from RefSeq and is a predicted model, not a curated record. Lineage: Eukaryota; Metazoa; Arthropoda; Insecta; Hymenoptera; Megachilidae. The coding region runs from base 956 to 2158 and encodes 400 amino acids. Gene Ontology annotation, molecular function: N-acetyl-beta-glucosaminyl-derivative 4-beta-N-acetylgalactosaminyltransferase activity. Gene Ontology annotation, biological process: glycosphingolipid biosynthetic process; carbohydrate metabolic process. The transcript is spliced from 7 exons.
UCGCGCCAGCCGUCGUUCGUUCUUCUCGUCGACGCCGCCGACGACGACGACGUCGACGACGACGACGAGACGACGACUCGCGGCCGGUCACCUCUCUUCGCCAGUCUACGCCGAGACGCCGGCUGCUUCGACUCGACUCCGCUUCGCGUUCCGUUCCAUUCCUACCUCUUUAUCGUUCUAUUCUAUCAUUCCGUGCCGUUCGAAAACAUUAGUCGUCCAGUUGUAGCAAGGUGUGCGCGAGGUGAACGGCGAACGAAAAGAAAAGAAGAAAAAGAGACCUGCUGGAGAACCGGUUGCGUUGAGAAGGUCAGUUACUGGAUCGGUGUCAGGAAAGGCUGCUUCACCUGGACCGUUCCCUCUCCACCGUGUUACGCUAAUGACUUCGAAAGAAGCCCGCGAAGGAUAAACUUUACGCUAGAGACUGGACAGCUGGAUGAAUCUGGCGUUGGAAAGGCCAAGGUUGCAAGCCCCGCGUGGUCUUUGUUUUGCGGAGCAAAGAGGAAACGGAGUGUAUCUGGCACGUGGGUGAGCACGGAACAGUUCUUGUGCUCAUCGAGGUUCAUCGAAAGAUCGAAGGGAAAGUGAGAAAGGGUUGGAAAGGUGAGUGCAACGCUGCCAGCAGAAGGUAAUGCGCCUGAUGACCGGAAGUGAGAAGCCUGCGGCGGUGUUUUCUUUGUUCGUUGGUUGUCGGUGUUGCCGAUCGACCGGUUGGAAAGAAGGAGAGAGGCACGUAACUCUCGGGGUUCCGGAGGAACAGAAGCGGCAAGCGUAGAGGCGGAAAGGGGAGGGCAGCGAGAAGGAUAACAGAAACGGGACCGGGACCGGGACCGGGACCGGCAACGGCAACGACGACGACAACGACAACGACAACGACAACGGCCUGCAGGGAGCGCCUCGUGCAGCACGGCGCUCUUCUAACGGCGAUAGGAAGGAGUUAUGGUGUCUCGCAAAUGCGAUGACUGCGGCCGCAGCCGUGGCACUGUGGCAUCGUGCCCACUUUUACAAGGCGAUCGUCUGCGUCGUCCUCGCCUUGAUUGCCAUUCAGUAUUUACUUAGCGGCGUGAUCGAUCGCCGAUCAAUCGAAACCAUUUUCACCAUUAACGCUUCCAGAUACGCGGAUCGUACGUACAGGCAUCAUCCCCGUGGGUUGAUCAUUUACGGUCCCGUCACGGUCUCGAGCAUACUCGGUAGCAGCAAUGACACCGCCGCCGCCACUCUUCUAUGGGCUGGCAAGGCUAAUUCCAACAACGUCUCAAAAUCGGAAAGCACUGUUCCCACUCGAAACGCGUAUAUCGUUGGAAACGUGCUGGAAUCCUCGACCGCGAAUUCAACGAACGGCACCGCGAUACCACGAUGCCCGCUUAUUCCUCCAAAUCUGGUUGGACCACUGGCGGUUAGCAAGUCGCCACCAGAAAUGUCGGUGAUGGAAAAAACGUUGACCGACGUGAAACCAGGCGGCAGAGGUUACCCAACCGAUUGUCUCGCAAGAUAUCGCGUUGCUAUUGUCAUUCCGUUUAGAGAUCGACCGCAACAUCUUCAGACGUUGCUUUACAACCUCCACCCGAUGUUGCUACGUCAACAGAUCGACUACCAAAUAUUUAUAGUCGAACAAAAAGGCAGCGAAGCCUUUAAUCGCGCGAUGUUGAUGAAUGUAGGAUACGUGGAAGCCUUGAAGGAACGGCCUUUCGACUGCUUCAUUUUUCACGAUGUUGACCUACUUCCGGAAGACGAUAGAAAUCUGUACACGUGUCCCGAGCAACCGAGACACAUGUCGGUUGCAGUGGACAAGUUCAAAUACAGGUUACCGUACGCCGAUUUGUUCGGUGGCGUGUCAGCGAUGUCACGCGAACACUUUCGUCUAGUGAAUGGAUUCAGUAACGUGUUCUGGGGUUGGGGUGGCGAGGACGACGACAUGGCGAACCGUAUCAAAGCGCACGGACUUCAUAUAUCUCGGUAUCCUGCUAACGUGGCGCGUUACAAGAUGCUUACGCACAAGAAGGAAAAGGCUAAUCCAAAGAGGUACGAGUACCUAAAGACAGGGAAGAAGAGAUUCACCACGGAUGGACUGAGCAAUCUGCAAUACGAACUGGUAGACAAGCAAAAGCCAAAAUUGUACACCUGGUUGCUGGUGAAGCUAACGCCUCCUCAGCCCAGCUGAUGGCUAUCCUGGAUCGGAUAACGACACGGAGAAGUCGAUCGUCCGAUCGACACGGUUUCCGCUCCAAAAACCGAACGGUGGAUCGAUUCGUUUGCACCAACUACCACCGACGACGCCCUUUCAAAACUAUAACUUACACCUUUCCAUCUAGGUUCUCGAACAAACGUGUAGAACGUCGGAAAAAAAGUAAGAAAUCGUCGACGUUUUGAAAAUAUCGACGAAUUGUUUCUCUGAAGAUGAUCGCGGACGGUAACGAUCGAGAGAAACGUUGUUACGUGAUAUAUUUUUAUUCCUUGUAUUUUUUUAUCGCAAUGAUAGGCUAGAGAGAGCAGGUAUGUAGAACGUAGCGUACGAGCUGACGUGCCAAAGGUGAAUGUGUGUGCGUGUACAGGCGCGUGAAAAAUAAACGGAGCGGAGAAAAGGGGAGAAAAGCGGGUGUGAAACGGCGUCGUCACCCCUUUUCCUCUGUCCAGCCAGCACGAUACGUGCACGUAGACGCGCGUACACGUACGUAAGUAUGUACAUAUAAUUGAUAAAAGUUGGAGGUUUCCUGGCCAUCGCGAAUCUCCGCUUCGAACGUGUCCGAAUCGGACAGGGAUAUCCUUUCGGUUUCUGGUUAUUUCGUCGUGAUAGAAUCGAAUCGAACUCGCAAAUCAUACUCGACGAGAUAAAGCUUAUUUUUCUAAGGCGUCUGGUUAAUUGUGCGGUAAAAAGGUUUAUUUCUGUAGCGAAGGGUUGCGCAAUUGUCGUAGACGGUCGUGUAUAUACAUAUGUAUGUACAACGGAAACGGUACUUAAGCGUGUAACGUGAACUAAUGUCGGAAGCCUGGGUAUUCGAGAACACUCGUUGUUAGCAUUUUAUACGCAUUUCCUUGAAACGUGACACAUACGUGCACACAGUUUGUACAACUGGCCAAAAGUAUUCGCGCGAGCUCGCAAGUCGGUUCAACGUCUGACCCCCUCUCGCUUGUUAACGUUUCGCUAGUCCGUAGCGAAGAGGGGAUCAUCUAUUCAGCUUUGAAAGUUACGAGAAUGCAUCUUCCAGCUCGAGCGCACCAGAAUAAUUUCCAAGCAUAAAAGUUGCGAACGAAUGAAAAGAAAAGAAAAGAUCUUCGAUCGAGUCGAGACACGCAAACAUAUCAGGUGUAUUUGUGAAACGCGUGGUCGCGCCGCACCGCCUUCGAUCGUUCGGAAUCGAUACUUAAAUCGUUAAGGGUGAGAGUACGGGCUGUGAAUAAAUACAGAUUUGCUGCAGCGACGAAGGAAUAUUUCCUUUCUAAAUCGAAACGUUCCUACCGAUCGAAUUCCACGCACCGUCACUCCAAAAAAGAAAUCAAUGUUUUCCGGUUAUUCGCGACGAUAGCGAUACGCGAAGAGAAAAAGAAAUCUCUAUCGAGGCGGCGAUUUCACGCAAACGCAGCAAUUUCAUUUACUCUAAGAAUACACACACACACACACACACACUGUACCAUAUACUACGAAUAUCGUCGAAUAAUCGAUAAUAUCUUAGGCCAUUAAUGUAACGUAAGCGCGAGCGAGAAGUCUGGAGUAAAGUCGGAUCUGUGACUGUGACUGUGACUGUUCCUCGGUAUAGCCUUUAAGUUUAAUUCGAAUCUCGAGACGCGUCGUAAACACGUUUGCUUUGGGUAGAUUCUAUCGAUUCUAUCUUGAUUAGUUAUUUUCUCGAUGCAACGAAGAAGCAAAACGGGAGGCGUAUAGCAGUCGUAAACGUUCGAUGGAAAACAAAGUAAAACGCGUAGCGUAAGGAUAAGAUAAAUCCGUAAGCAUUUGUACGAGGGUAAUCGAUAGCGAGCGUGUUUCCUUCGAUAUCGAACGAAAAGAGAACGUUAAAAGACAUCUUCGCGAUUUACCCAGAACGUUAGAAUUUUUUCACAAGUUACACUGGUGAUGUAUCGAAACAAUAAACUCUGUUAAAACUCGUA